Pollicipes pollicipes is the source of this 780-nucleotide messenger RNA. RefSeq lists its product as uncharacterized. Gene Ontology annotation, cellular component: ciliary rootlet; ciliary basal body; ciliary tip. The coding region runs from base 1 to 780 and encodes 259 amino acids. The record is from RefSeq and is a predicted model, not a curated record. Gene Ontology annotation, biological process: outer dynein arm assembly; cilium movement. NCBI's taxonomy places the organism in Eukaryota, Metazoa, Arthropoda, Thecostraca, Pollicipedomorpha, Pollicipedidae. The transcript has a single exon.
AUGGAUGAGGCGGACGAUGCAGAGGAAACCCUCGCAUGCUACGAAAGGGACUUCACGGUUUUGGAAAAGGUUACUGGAACUGUUCGCGUUGAAGACGUAGUAAAAAUAUUUGAAACACAAGGAGCCACCGAAGAGCACCUCAAGGCAUUCGCGAAUGAACUGGAGGCCAAAAAGGUGGCUCUGCUGAACAAGCUGCGAAUGCUCGGUAACGUGAGCGCCGCCUCGGUCUACAAGGUAAGGACUGAGAAUGAUGAUAUGCUGCGAACCGCGUCCGGCGACUGCAAAGCCGCACUGGCCGCCGCUUCAGAGCACAGGUGGAGCCAGGUAGCGGCCAAUAACCGCGUCACGCAAGCGCUAGCCCGACUUCGUCAGCUGCUGGAGUACCUGGUGGAGGCGUUCAUCAGUGACGGCGUCAUCACGCCGCCAGAGCUGCCCGAUGCUAACGUCACGGAGCGGUACCUGACCGCGCUGCUAGAGGCUGCCGGCCGCGGUGUAGCCGACCUGAUGGCGGGCCUAGGAGACGAAACGGGCCGGGCGCAGCGCGCUGCCGCCGCCGUCCAAUUCGUGAUGACGCCAGCCGAGAAGCGACAGCGGCGGGUACGCGCCUCGCUCGCGAGCAGCCCGGGCGCCGACGAGCUGACCUGCUCCGUCGGCUUUGACGAGGGCGACACGACGGGGGAUGACGCCUCCGUACCAUCCCGUGAGGUCAUCAAGCGUCAAGCGCAGCUCCUGUUGCAGGCCAAGCAGAAGUCGGGUGGCAGCAGGCGACGCAAGACGUAG